AUGAGUCGUGCAUUGCUUCCCAAGCACGUCGCUGCCGUCGUGAGAAUCCAAAAGGACCCUCUGAAAGCGCUCGAGAUGUUCAACUCCGUCAAAAACGAGGAAGGGUUCAAGCACACGCUGUUCACGUACAAAUGCAUGCUCCAAAAGCUUGGCUUUCACGGCGAGUUCGAGCAUAUGGAGAAGUUACUCUCGGAGAUGCGAGAGAAUGUCAAUAACGAGUUGUUGGAAGGAGCGUACAUUGAAGCCAUGAAAAACUAUGGUAGGAAAGGCAAGGUUCAGGAAGCUGUGGACAUAUUCGAACGCAUGGACUUCUACAAUUGCGAUCCUUCGGUUCAUUCCUACAAUGCCAUCAUGAAUAUUCUGGUUGAGUUUGGGUACUAUAACCAAGCCCACAAAGUGUAUAUGCGGAUGAGAGAUAAAGGGAUUCAAUCUGAUGUGUACACCUACACCAUAAGGAUCAAGUCCUUCUGUAGGACUAGUAGGCCUCAUGCUGCUCUUAGGCUCCUUUAUAACAUGCCUGAACUUGGGUGUGAUUCAAAUUCUGUGGCUUUUUGCACUGUGGUUGCUGGGCUUUAUGACAAUGGUGACCAUGAUCAGGCACGGGAGUUGUUCGAUGAAAUGCUUGAACGGGAUUUGUGUCCCGACAUUGCCACGUUUAAUAAGCUUGUGCAUGUGCUUUGUAAGAAGGGUCAUGUUUCCGAAAGUGAGAAGCUUCUCGACAAGGUUUUGAAGAGGGGGGUUUCUCCCAAUUUAUUCACCUUCAAUAUCUUCAUUCAAGGGCUUUGUAGGGAAGGUGCUUUCGACAGGGCUGUUAGGUUUUUUGCUAGUGUGUCAAGGGAAGGAAUGAGUCCUGAUGUUGUUACCUAUAAUACGUUAAUAUGUGGGAUGUGUAGGAAUUCUCGAGUUGUAGAAGCUGAGGAAUAUUUGCAUAAAAUGGUUAAUAAUGGGUUUGAGCCUGAUGGCUUUACCUAUAAUAGUAUUAUUGAUGGAUACUGCAAGAAGGGGAUGGUACAAAAUGCAAAUAGGAUUUUGAAGGAUGCCGUUUUUAAGGGUUUUAAGCCUGAUGAGUUUACUUAUUGUUCAUUGAUUGACGGGUUAUGCCAGGAUGAUGACCCUGAUCAAGCCAUGGCUGUCUUUAAAGAUGGACUAGAAAAGGGUUUGAGACCAAGCAUUGUUCUUUACAAUACCUUGAUUAAAGGGUUGUCUCAGCAGGGUCUUAUUUUGCCGGCUUUGCGAUUAAUGAAUGAGAUGGCAGAAAAUGGUUGUCAACCCAAUAUAUGGACUUAUAAUUUAGUUAUAAAUGGUUUGUGCAAGAUGGGUUGUGUAUCUGAUGCUAAUCAUCUUAUUGAUGAUGCUAUUGCCAAAGGGUGCCUCCCAGACAUAUUUACCUAUAAUACUUUGAUUGAUGGCUACUGUAAACAGUUGAAGUUAGACAGUGCAACUGAGAUAGUAAAUAGAAUGUGGAGUCUGGGCAUGACUCCUGAUGUUAUCACAUAUAACACUUUGUUGAAUGGACUCUGCAAGGCUGCAAAAUCUGAAGAAGUAAUGGAUAUUUUCAAGGCAAUGGAGGAGAAGGGGUGUGCUCCAAACAUAAUUACCUACAACAUUAUCUUAGAAAGCCUUUGCAAAGCUAAGAAAGUAAUUGAAGCCGUAGAUUUUCUUGAGGAAAUGAAAAACAAGGAUUUGAAACUGGAUGUAGUUUGUUUUGGCACAUUGAUCUCUGGAUUCUGUAAAAUUGGGGAUCUUGAUGGUGCUUUCCAGUUGUUUAGAAUGAUGGAAAAACAAUAUGAUGUUUGUCAGACAACAGGGACAUAUAACAUCAUAAUCAGUGCAUUUUCUGAACAGCUCAAUAUGAAUAUGGCCGUGAAGCUCUUUUCUGAGAUGAAGGAAAAUGGCUGUGACCCAGACAACUAUACUUACCGGGUCAUGAUUGAUGGAUUUUGCAAAAAGGGAAAUGUUACUGAAGGAUACAAUUUUCUUUUGGAAAAUAUUGAAAAGGGGUUUAUUCCAUCACUGACAACAUUUGGACGGGUUUUAAAUUGCCUUUGCAUGGAGCACAAGGUUCAUGAAGCAGUUGGUAUCAUCCACCUCAUGUUACAAAAGGGUAUUGUCCCAGAGACUGUAAAUACAAUUUUUGAAGCUGAUAAAAAGGUGGUAGCAGCACCUAAGAUUGUUGUGGAAGAUUUGUUGAAGAAGGGCCAUAUAACUUAUCAUGCCUAUGAACUACUAUACGAUGGUAUUAGAGAUAAAAAGAUACUUAAGAAAAGACUUCCAACUGUGACUUCUCAUCGAGGGACCAGGUCAUCGGCUGUUGAUUAG
Messenger RNA from Abrus precatorius (Indian licorice), 2319 nucleotides. Its product is annotated as putative pentatricopeptide repeat-containing protein At1g74580. NCBI's taxonomy places the organism in Eukaryota, Viridiplantae, Streptophyta, Magnoliopsida, Fabales, Fabaceae. The transcript has a single exon. Bases 1 to 2319 code for a protein of 772 amino acids. Gene Ontology annotation, molecular function: protein binding. The record is from RefSeq and is a predicted model, not a curated record.